Molecule: messenger RNA, 2706 nt
Organism: Oncorhynchus tshawytscha (Chinook salmon)
Lineage: Eukaryota; Metazoa; Chordata; Actinopteri; Salmoniformes; Salmonidae
Product: histone-lysine N-methyltransferase PRDM9
Exons: 6
Coding region: 625-2313 (562 amino acids)
Cellular component (GO): nucleus
Molecular function (GO): protein binding; histone methyltransferase activity
Source: RefSeq, a predicted model, not a curated record
ACCCCCUCAGUUCAGAACACCUACAGCCUCCACAUCUAAACCCCCUCAGUCCAGAACACCUACAGCCUCCACAUCUAAACCCCCUCAGUUCAGAACACCUACAGCCUCCACAUCUAAACCCCUCAGUCCAGAACACCUACAGCCUCCACAUCUAAACCCCCUCAGUUCAGAACACCUACGGUCUCCACAUCUAAACCCCCUCAGUCCAAAACACCUUCUACUGCCUCCACAUCGAAACCCCCUCAGUUCAGAACACCUUCUACAGCCUCCACAUCUAAACCCCCUCAGUCCAGAACAUCUUCAAUAGAAACCACUUCUAAACCCUCUCAGUCCAUAACAACUGAAACAUCAUUGACUACAGGGUCUAAUAUCUCACCUGCUACCUCAGCCUCAACCAAAACCCUCAACACAGCGACCUUAACCCCUACUGAUUCACAGACCUUAACCUCGACCCCAACCAGAACCAAACGUUCUGACACCACAGCCACACCUAAAACCUCGACAAGCUCAGAGGUGACCUCAGCCACGUCCACUGCUACACAGGUAACCACAAGGUCUGACCCCUCGACCCCAGCCAGACCACAGCUGAGCAGAGGACCAGUGGUGACACGUAUUUACACCUGGAUGUGGACUGACUGGGACAGUCACAAAAUGGGAAGACAACCUCACCUGGAUGAGCUGACUGGCGAGAGAGAAGGAGAGGCGAGAGAGAGUAGGAACGAGACGGAGCAGAAGAGAGAGAAGGAAAGAGCGAGAGAGAGUAGGAACGAGACGGAGCAGAAGAGAGAGAAGGAAAGAGCGAGAGAGAGUAGGAACGAGACGGAGAAGGAAAGAGCGAGAGAAGAGGAGAAACUGGAGCUACUGAACGAAGAGAGAGACGGAGAAAAGGAGAGAGCGAGCAAAGGGGGGAUGGAAUCAGAGUGGGAGAGUGGGAGAGAGGAGGAGAGCGAAGGAAAGAUGGAGUGGACGAGUGGGGGACAGGAGGAGAGCGGGAGUGAAGGAGAGAGCACACCCAGCAGCUUUCACAGGGACCCAGUGUGUGUGUCAGAGCAGAUGAAGAGGGCGUGGCUAAAGCAGGUGAACCUCUGCAGCAGAGCCAGAGUCAGAGUCGGCUAUACUGAGGAAGAGGAGCUGAGAGACGAAGAUUACCUCGUCUGUGAGGAGUGCAAGUCUUUCUUCAUCGAGGAGUGUGAGCUCCACGGUCCCCCCCUCUUCAUCCCAGACACCCCUGCCCCCCUGGGGGCCCCAGACAGGGCCAGACUCACCCUGCCGCUCGGCCUGGAGGUCAGGACAUCAGCCAUCCCUGGAGCUGGGCUGGGGGUCUUCAACCACGGACACAGCGUGACCCAAGGGACGCACUACGGACCGUAUGAAGGAGAACUCACAAACACGGAGCUGGCCAUGGAGAGUGGAUACUCCUGGGUGAUCUACAAAAGCAAGCAGAGUGACGAGUACAUUGAUGCCAAGAGAGACACUCACUCCAACUGGAUGAGGUAUGUGAACUGUGCCCGCAAUGAGGAAGAGCAGAAUCUGGUGGCUUUCCAGUACAGAGGAGGGAUUCUGUACCGCUGCUGUAAGCCUAUAGCUGUUGGAGAGGAGCUGUUGGUUUGGUACGGAGAGGAGUACGCCAGAGACCUGGGCAUCGGCUUCGACUUCCUCUGGGACAGAAAGAGCUCCGCUAGAGGUGUGAAUGAGUCGUCCCAGUCUCAGAUCUUUUCCUGCUCUGGUUGUCCGUUCUCCUUCACGGCUCAGAUCUACCUCUACAAGCACACAAAGAGAUGCCACAGGGAAGAGUACGUCAGGCUGCCGAGGAGUGGAGGGAUUAGAUCAGAGACACUAGCACCACCCAGUGGCUCUCAGUGGUGUUCAACAACUCCAGAUCACACCCCAAUCACACUCCUCACCCUGAAACACAGAGACACAGGGAAGCCAAGACCUCAUCACUGCUCUCAGUGUGAGAAGAGUUUCCAUCGAUCAGGAGACUUAAAUGUGCACCAACGUACUCACACAGGAGAAAGGCCAUAUCACUGUUCCCAGUGUGGGAAGAGGUUCAGUGUGUCAGGAAAUUUAAAGACACACCAGCGUAUUCACACAGGAGAGAGGCCGUAUCACUGCUCUCAGUGUGAGAAGAGUUUCCAUCGAUCAGUAGACUUAAAUGUGCACCAACGUACUCACACAGGAGAAAGGCCAUAUCACUGUUCCCAGUGUGGGAAGGGGUUCAGUGUGUCAGGAAAUUUAAAGACACACCAGCGUAUUCACACGAGAGAGGCCGUAUCACUGUUCAGUGUAGGAAGAGUUUCCAUCGAUCAGUAGACUUAAAUGUGCACCAAUGUACUCACACAGGAGAAAGGCCAUAUCACUGUUCCCAGUGUGGGAAGAGGUUCAGUGUGUCAGGAAAUUUAAAGACACGAGAGAGGCCGUAUCACUGUUCAGUGUAGGAAGAGAGGCCGUAUCACUGUUCAGUGUAGGGAGAGAGGCCGUAUCACUGUUCAGUGUAGGAAGAGAGGCCGUAUCACUGUUCAGUGUAGGAAGAGAGGCCGUAUCACUGUUCAGUGUAGGAAGAGAGGCCGUAUCACUGUUCAGUGUAGGAAGAGUGGCCAUCAGGAAGAUUAAAAAGCGUACUAACACCAACUGAUUUACCUGUGGCAUUCCAAAACUCAAAAUGCCGCAAAUAGUUUGUUGGAAUAAAAAUCUAGUUUAACUGUG